AUGUGCGAAUUUAUCAUAGAAAGGAUAAAAUUUCCAAUUUUUCAAAAAGAUUAUUAUACUCCAUUUGAGUAUUUACUCAUAACUAAUGAUGAUAUUCAAAGAGACUUUAUAGAUGAAAUAAAGCCCCCUAGAAUCGAAAAAGUAGAAUGGCGCAAAGAUCAAUGCAAAAAGGUAAAUUUUUAUAGUUCAACAUUUUGCCAUCUGCUAAAUAAUUAUAAUUCGUAUUUUAUAAAUCUUGGAGAAACUAAUAGAGACCUUAAAUUGGCUCAUUUAAGUUACAAUAAAUAUAAGCUUGAUAGCCCAUUAUUUGAAUUUCACUCAAGAAUAAUGCUAAUAAGUCCUUAUGAAGUAUUAAUGACUGGAGGAUUUGAGAGUCCUAAAAGAUGUAGAAUUAUUAACCUCAAUACACAAACAAUUUCUGAACAGGCCGAUUUAACCUUUGGAAGAUUCUGACAUUGCUGUGCCUUUAUUAUGGGUUAUCCUGGUGUAAUCGGUGGGAAAAUUGGAGACAAUAGAAUAAAAAAAGUCGAAAUUUUUAAGCAUAAUAAAUGAAAGAAAAUUUCCUCGUUAAAUCAAAAUAGAAUAACCCCUGUAGCCUCUUCAUUAUUUGACAAAGUUUACGUUUUUGGAGGUGGUAACAACAAGUCCAUUGAAAUUUUCAAUGAAGACGAUAAAAAGUGGCAUGAAUUAAAAUGUGAUAUUUUUGAAACUCCAACAGUAGGUUUAGGUAUGAUAAGUCUAUCAGACGAUUUGCUAUUAGUUUUUGGUGGAAUGGAAAAUAUUGUACACUAUUUUGAUGAUACCUAUAAAAUUAAUUUAACAACUCGAGAAGCUACAUCAAUAGAAAAAUUGAAAAAAGAAGGCAGAUUUCCAUACAACUCUCAUAUAGUCAGAGGUAAGUUUUUAGAAUCUUUUAUGUUUGAUGCUGAUGAAGAAGUGGCAGUUAAAUACGAAGCAAAACAAGAAAUUUGCUUAUUUAAUUAA
Molecule: messenger RNA, 984 nt
Organism: Blepharisma stoltei
Lineage: Eukaryota; Ciliophora; Heterotrichea; Heterotrichida; Blepharismidae
Source: the annotation of a GenBank genome assembly